Eimeria maxima is the source of this 993-nucleotide messenger RNA. RefSeq lists its product as hypothetical. NCBI's taxonomy places the organism in Eukaryota, Apicomplexa, Conoidasida, Eucoccidiorida, Eimeriidae. The record is from RefSeq and is a predicted model, not a curated record. The transcript has a single exon. The coding region runs from base 1 to 993 and encodes 330 amino acids.
AUGGAGCAGCAGCAGGAUUCACUGAAGCAGAAGCAGCAGCUGCAGCAGCAACAGGAGCAGCAGCAGCAACAGGAGCAGCAGCAGCCGCAGCAACAGCAACAACAACCGGUGGCGCACACAGACACAGCUCGACUCCUGGAGCAGCGACAAGGAGAGAUUUUGGUGCUGCAGCAGCAGCUGAAGGAGCAGCAAGUUAUUAGGGAGCGUCAUGAGCAUCAGUUGGUGCUGCAUCAGCAGCAGCAGGAGCAGCUGGACGAAUACUGCAAGCUGCUGCAACUGCCCUCACCCUCUCUUGAACUGCUGCAGCAGAUGCAGCAGAGGGCACAAAAGCAGCAGGAUGAAAACGAGCAGAUGCUAGAGCAGGAACAGCGACAGCAGCAGCAGCAACAGCAGGAGCAGCACCAGGGGCAACAGGAGCAACAGGAGCAGCAGCAGCAUGGGCAACAGGAUCCGCAGCAGCAACUGGGAAAGUUACUGAACCUGCAGCUGCCCAGCACUCAGCAGCAGCAGCAGCAGGAGGAUUCGUCGUCAAGUGUCUUGGAUGAGCCACCUCAACUGCAGCAGCAGCACCAAGGAGUGCAGCAAGAGCAGCAGCAGCAACAGCAGCAGCAGCAGCAGCAGUUCAUUGCUGCACGCUGUCGAUCAUGCGGCUGCUUAAUUCGUCGUUUAAUCUGCUCUUGCUGCUGCAGUGCAGCGCUGCAGCAGCGAAAGUGGCGUCUGCCUCUGCUGCAGCAACAGCAGCAGCAGCUGCAGCAGCAGCUGCAGCAGCAGCUCGAGUCGCUGCUGCAGCAACAGUUACACCAUAGGAAGCUUUCUAAGAGUCAAGACAUGCUUGGAGCAGCAGAUGAUGAGCCCCAGGAGAAGGAGCAGCAGCUGCUGCACGUGCAGCAGCAGCUGCUGCUGCAGCAGAAGCAGCAGCGAGUGCAGCAGCUGCGGCAGCUGCGGCAGCUAAAAGAGAGACAGCUGGAAGAAGGUUUGUUGCUGCAUGCAUAA